This is a messenger RNA of Zasmidium cellare ATCC 36951, 552 nucleotides long. RefSeq lists its product as uncharacterized. The record is from RefSeq and is a predicted model, not a curated record. The transcript has 2 exons. Gene Ontology annotation, cellular component: endoplasmic reticulum; cytosol. NCBI's taxonomy places the organism in Eukaryota, Fungi, Ascomycota, Dothideomycetes, Mycosphaerellales, Mycosphaerellaceae. Bases 1 to 552 code for a protein of 183 amino acids.
AUGGCUUCCCCCGCGAACCGAAACGACACCAGCUCCCCCGGCGGCUCCUCCAGCGCCGCGAUCAUCCUCGGCAAGCAGUUCAAGCAAAUGCAAACAGACAGAGAUAUCCCUGGCAUAAGCUGCGGCCUGAACAAUAACAGUGUCUUCGACUGGGAGGUUAUGCUCAUGCUGAGUGACGAGCAGGAUAGUUUAUAUGGAGGAGGCAUCUUCCGCACCCGCCUAACCUUCCCACCCACCUACCCGCACCAACCGCCCAAACUCCGCUUCGAAACCCCCAUCUUCCACCCGAACGUCUACGAGUCCGGCGAAGUCUGCAUCUCCAUCCUGCACCCGCCCGAAGAGGACCAGUACGGCUACGAGUCCGCGGCAGAACGCUGGUCGCCCGUGCAGACCCCCGAGACGAUUCUGCUCAGUGUGAUCAGUAUGUUGAGCAGUCCGAACGAUGAGAGUCCCGCGAAUAUUGAGGCGGGGAAGUUGUGGCGGAAUGAUCAGAAAGAAUUCAAACGAAGGGUGAGGAGGUGUGUGAGGGAUAGUCAGGAGAAUGCUUUUUAA